Messenger RNA from Halichondria panicea, 2981 nucleotides. Its product is annotated as plectin-like. The transcript has a single exon. Gene Ontology annotation, molecular function: nucleic acid binding; zinc ion binding. Gene Ontology annotation, biological process: DNA integration. Lineage: Eukaryota; Metazoa; Porifera; Demospongiae; Suberitida; Halichondriidae. The record is from RefSeq and is a predicted model, not a curated record. Bases 1 to 2841 code for a protein of 946 amino acids.
AUGUCGGUGACAAGGACUGGCAGAAUCUACAACCUAGGAGAAUCGGCGAACGAAACAGAACAAGACGUGGAGAGUGACCAAGCUGUAAUAACGAUGGCAGAGACAGGAACUGGAGUGACUGAACUUCUACAGAUGCUGCUGGAAGAUCGCCGGAGCCGUGACGAGGCAGAAACGGAAAGGGCCAGAGCAAGAGAAGAAGAGAACAGACAACGAGAGCGAGAACGAGCAGAAGAACAGGAACGUAGAGAGAGAGAAAGUGAACAAAGAAUGCAAAUGAUGCAAAGUCAGGUGGAGAUGAUGAGAAACUGGAUGGACCUAAAUCAGAGUCGAGAGGAGAUCAAGGCGAAACGAGCGGAAGAUCUACGACAUUUGAACCUAGCCAAACUCACGGAAAAAGAAGACAUUGAGGCAUACUUGACUACGUUUGAGCGACUGAUGACAGCCUUUGAAGUGAAAGAAGAGCACUGGGCCCAUAAGUUAGCGCCACAACUUAUGGGGAGAGCCCAGCAGGCCUUUGCUGCAAUGGAUGUAGAGAAAGCUAAGAACUAUGAGGACGUGAAAAGAGCUAUACUGCAACGCUAUGAUAUUAGCGAAGAAACGUACCGCAAACGCUUCCGAACUACGAAGAAGGCCGAAGGGGAGGCGUACCUGGAGCUCGCAACAAAACUGAGAGACCUCCUGGAGAAAUGGACAGCAGGCUGCACCACGAUGGAAGCACUCAAGGAGAAAAUUGUAGUGGAGCAACUGAUGGAGGGGAUGCCUAGAGACCUGAGAAUUUGGUUGGGCGACCGAAAGCCCACUACCGGAGAAGAAGCGGGAAGACUGGCCGACAGCUAUGUUCAUUCCCGUCAACUUGAUCCUAAGGAGUUACCGCCACGAGAGACUCGUCGGCCCAGCAGUGAGAGCGGAGCAACCAAAACGUGCCACUACUGCAAGAUAAAGGGCCAUAUUGCCAAAGACUGUAGGAAGGCUAUGGCUGAUCGAAGGACAGAGAAAGGACGAAGGGAGGCCAACAAAACAAAGAUGGAAUGGAACAAAAUCAAAUGCUACAACUGCCAAGAGACCGGACAUAUUGCCGCAAAUUGCCCUAGCAAGUCAAAUCUAUUCACAGAAGAAACUGAAUUGGUGUACAUGAAUGAGGACAAGUUGGAGAAGAAAAUCAACCCCCAGAUUACACGAUCCGGCACAGUGGAGGGAAAAGCAGUAGACGAGAUUGUCCUUGACACCGGUUGUGCCCGUUCAAUGGUGAGAAGUGAUCUGCUACCACAGAAGAAGCAACUAGGACGAGUUCGCAUCCGAUGUGCUCACGGAGACGUUCGAGAAUAUCCACUCGUAAGUGUAGAAAUUGGCCUCGGAGAAGAAAGACACCAAAUCGAAGCAGCAAUUUCAAAGACCCUCCCAGUACCAGUGCUACUCGGACGAGAUGUGGCAGACCUACUCGAAAUGUUACAGAAUAAGGAAGGGACAGUUCGGACUGAAGAAGCCCUUGCCGUAAUGACCAGAGCCCAGGCCAAGAAAAACGAAGAAGAAAGAGUGGAACUGGAGAAGAUACAACAACAGGAGGGAAUCAAACAGCCUACUACCACGUCCGACACAUCCACUGAUGAGAUGCCUGAUGACCAAGUGGCCAAGAUGGUUCCAAACACUCCCAACACUCCUGAUGACCAACAAGCCGAGAUGCUAACGGACUUGGACGUAACCGAUGACCAAAUUGCUGAGAUGCCACUUGGCGCAGAGAUGGACCCAGAUCUUUUUCUCGAAGUAAAGAAACACCAGCAACUAACUAGGAGAGAGAAGAGGCAGCAGAGGCGUGAAGUGGCUCAAAACAAGCAGACACACCCCUUGGACCUGUCCCCCAUUGAGUUGCGACGAAUGCAGCAAGAAGAUGUCACGCUUAAAGGUAUUCGAGAAGCAAUGAACGGUGCUACUGGAGCCAGCAAGAUGGUCUUUCACGAAGAAAAUGGACUGAUUUACCGUCAAUGGAUCUCACCCCAUGGCGAAGACAGCAGCCCGAUACAGCAGUUGGUGCUACCAGAGUCGUGCCGUAGCCUAGUGAUGUCCCUUGCUCACCAUAUUCCAAUGGCUGGCCACAUGGGGCAGCGAAAGACCGUAGAACGGAUUCUCCAGCGGUUCUAUUGGCCGACAGUAUUCGAAGAUGUGAAGAAGCUAUGCCAAUCGUGCGAAGAGUGUCAGAGGACAUCAAAGGGGAAAAAGCAGCGUGUACCAAUGAUUCCCCUACCCAUCAUUCGAGAGCCGUUUGAACGUAUUGCUAUGGAUAUCGUGGGUCCUCUUCCUCGUAGCCGCACGGGAAACCGCUACAUCCUGGUGAUUUGCGACUAUAGUACAAGGUACCCAGAAGCUGUCCCCCUACGAACCAUAGAUGCUGAGCACGUAGCCAAGGAGCUGAUAAUGUUUUUCUCAAGAGUAGGCAUACCCCGAGAGAUCCUGACUGAUCAAGGAGCUAAUUUCACAUCUGGAUUGCUAGCAGAGCUCUACCGCUUGUUGAAGAUACAGCCGAUCCAGACCAGCCCUUACCACCCUCAAACGGACGGAUUAGUAGAACGUUUCAAUCAAACCUUGAAGUCCAUGCUUCGCAAAACCGCCAAUGAAGAAGGAAAAGACUGGGACCAACUAAUUCCGUAUUUGCUGUUUGCCUACCGUGAAGUACCCCAGUCAUCAACCGGAUUUUCUCCCUUUGAACUAAUGUAUGGAAGGCAGGUGCGAGGACCUCUUGAUGUGCUCAAAGAAUCGUGGGAAUCUAGCAAGAAAUCUACAGAGUGUCGUUUCUUAUGUCCUGACGAUUCAAGAAAAACUCGCCAAGAUGUCGGAGCUAGCUUGUGAGAAUCUGAAGAAGGCCCAAACAACCCAAAAGAAGUGGUAUGAUCGAAAUGCACGAGAGAGGCAGCUGCAGGUAGAGGACAACGUACUAGUCCUUCUACCUUCCUCGACCAACAAACUCCUAGCGAAGUGGCAAGGUCCCU